CGCGCGCGUGUUGGUAAACAUUGCUGAAAGAAGAAACGCGUUUCUCGCAGUAAAAUUUCGCAAAACGUUCCGAUUGGGACAACAAAAUCCAAAAGUUGGUGUUUGUUCCGGCCAAAGGCUGCUGGACCCGCCAAUUCGCAACAGUGCAUGCAGGAUGUUCCACAUAAUCAAAACUGGCCAGCAGAAGAACGAGGUUCACUACGUGGAUUUUGGCUCGAAGAACGGCGGAGGAGGAACCAUUUCGCCCCCGCCGCUGCUGAUGCGACCAAAUGGACCGUUUGGGGGCGCGGCCGCCGUCAGCAAGCGCCACUUUGUCAAGGUGAACGAGGAGAUGUUUGUGCGGGAGGUUCGCAAGCGGCCGAUUCUGUACAACACGACGCUGAAGGAUUACAAGCGGUUCAGUACGCGGCACGAGGCUUGGGCCGAGGUGGCCGUUGCGAUGCGGCUGUCGGAGCAGGAGUGCAAGAAGCGGUGGCGGAGUAUGCGGGAUGCGUUUAUGAAGGUGGUUCGGAACAGGAAUGAGGAGGAGCGGAAGAGUUGGAUCCACUAUCGGUUGUUGGAGUUUUUGCUGCCUUAUAUUGAGGGAGCUGUGGGGAGGAAGGGCGCGAAACGGUUGCGAUCGACAGAAUCGACUACGUCGCAAACGGUGGAUUAUAUCGAUGGGUACGUUGGGGAGGAUGAGGACACCGAGUAUGUGGAGCUGGAUGAGGACAUGGAGAUUUACGAGGGAAGUGGCCGGGAUCAAAUUACGGUGUCGUACGUGACCGAGGACGGCAAGGAAGUGUUUCAAAUGCUGCAAGACCCGGACACCAUCCCGGAAGGCGCUGUGAUAGGAAUCGAGGAAAGCGAAGUGGAGGACGAAAUCGACGAGGACGAGCACGAGCUGCUAAAUCUGGACAGUACCUGCGUACAGCAACAGCUUGGUGACCAACUUGUGAUGCCUCAUCAACUGCAAGAACACGACGAUAACUUCAUCUACGAAGACCGGAUAAACUCUGCCAUGCUGGACAUUCAAUCCUCGUACGAACCCGUCCCCGGUGAAUCCUUGGUCGAGCAAAUGAAACGGGAAGCGCUCUCCGACGGGGAAGGUUCCGAAAUUCAAGUCGAGGAAAUUGACAUGGAUCUGCUGCUUUCUUCAAAUCAUCAACCAGACAACAGCAUCUGUCCCCCAACGCCCCAGCAUCAACCAGAACCAAUAAUCGAAACAAUUCCACCUCCAAAUUUCGACCUCAGUCAACUCGAGAACCCAGAACCAGUCCAACCUCAGCUUCCGCCCGCAGUCAUCCCGCCGACCCCACCGGAAACGGUAACCUCAACCGGUCAGUCCACCCCACAACGAGUGGCGACACCUCAGCGAACGCAAACACCAGCCCCGGCGCCACCACCAGUGGCAGUGGCCGUAACGACACGAGAACCCCCCGACAGCAGCAGAUCGUCGUCGUCCUCUGGCUGUGCCGGCGAAUCCGACGAGCGGUUUUUGCUGUCCUGUGUGCCGAUCCUGCAGCGGCUGCCCAACAAGAAGAACCAGCUGGCGCGGCUUAAAAUUCAGCAGCUGCUGUUUGAGCUGGAGUACGACGAAAAGUACAGCAGCUAGGGAGCGGAGGAUUUGGGACGGGCGUGUUGGCAUUUAUUGCGCAAAAUUAGCUGUAAAUAACUGUAGGAAUUUAAUAAAAUUUUAAAUGUUUUUUA
Culex quinquefasciatus (southern house mosquito) is the source of this 1689-nucleotide messenger RNA. Its product is annotated as pinin-like. The record is from RefSeq and is a predicted model, not a curated record. Lineage: Eukaryota; Metazoa; Arthropoda; Insecta; Diptera; Culicidae. Gene Ontology annotation, biological process: regulation of transcription by RNA polymerase II. The coding region runs from base 155 to 1594 and encodes 479 amino acids. Gene Ontology annotation, cellular component: transcription regulator complex; nucleus. The transcript has a single exon. Gene Ontology annotation, molecular function: DNA binding.